Messenger RNA from Onychostoma macrolepis, 1746 nucleotides. RefSeq names its product piggyBac transposable element-derived protein 3-like. NCBI's taxonomy places the organism in Eukaryota, Metazoa, Chordata, Actinopteri, Cypriniformes, Cyprinidae. Gene Ontology annotation, molecular function: sequence-specific DNA binding. The record is from RefSeq and is a predicted model, not a curated record. The transcript has 2 exons. The coding region runs from base 1 to 1746 and encodes 581 amino acids.
AUGUCAGUCUACAUCACCGAUAGUAACACCAUGGCAUUUGACCAAUCAGGAGUUGCCCGCGCCAUUACAAACCUGUCUACUCGGCUCUUUUAUGGAAAGAGGGUGACUGCUGUUGUGCCAGCUGACCCCGCCAUCAGUGACGAUGAGGGCUCUGAUGAGGAAGACGACGAUGUGGCAGACCCCGACUUCAUCCCACUUACCCACGAGUGCCCGAGUGACAUGAGCCCCUCUGCCAAGAGGAAGUGUGUGCAGACUGCAGUGGAGGAGCUUGAGGACGAAGACGACAACAAUGAAGAGGAGGAGGAUGAAGACCAGCCAGCACCACAAGCCAAGGGCCCCACAAAGAAGGGGAAGCCAGCAUCCAGGCUAACCACCUGGAAGAAGGUUGACCUGGACAACCAAGCCCUGCCUGUGUACCAGCACGUUCCCCCUGACUUCAUCGAAACUCCAUAUGCUUUCUUCAGCAAGUACUUCAGCCCCCGUGUCAUCAAGCACAUAGCAUACCAAUCCAACUUGUAUGCAACCCAGAAGGACGUCAACACCACCACUGAAGAUGAGGUGAGGAACUUUGCGGCCAUCCUCCUCUACAUGGGGAUUUCUGAGCUGCCCUCCAUUGAGGACUACUGGGCAAUGGAGACCAGGGUCCCUCAAGUUGCAAACAUCAUGUCAUCUAAGAGGAUCAGGCUGAUGAGAAGGCUUGUCCACUUCAAUGACAACACCCAGAUCCCUGGCACCAUCGACAGAUUCUUUAAAGUCUGGCCACUGUUCAACCACCUGGUUACUGUCUUCAGGAGUGAGCCACAGACCCCCAAGCAGUCUGUGGACGAAGUUAUAGUUGCCUACAAAGGCAAGACAGCUGGCAACCUGAGGCAGUACAUCAAGAGCAAGCCGGACAAAUGGGGGUUUAAGUUGUUUGCCAGGGCUUCUGAGGAUGGCUUUAUUCAUGACCUGGUGCUAUACCAGGGCAAAACUACACUGCAGGCCCACGGUGUCCCCAUGACGUCUGAACAACAAGCCGUGGGGGUCACCAGCCAGAUAGUCUCUGUCCUGGCCAGCACCAUGUCCUCGUCCACCACCACAGCCAUCUUUGCGGACAACUUCUUCACCAGCCUGGAGAUUUUUAACCUCAAAGACAAGAACUGCAGGUACACGGGGAGAGCUAGGGACACCAGAAUAGGCAAACCUCCAUUGAAGUCCAUCAAGGACAUGGAGAAAAAGGCUGUCCCUCGUGGUGUACAUGACUACGUCACCAGUGAUGAUGGGAUCCUGGCCCUCAGGUGGAAGGACAACAGGGUCGUCUCUCUGCUGUCAACAGACAUGGGGGUGGAGCCCAUAUCCUCAGUCUACCGGUACUGCAGUGACACCAAGAGGAAGGAACCGGUAAGCUGCCCUGCUGUCAUCAAGAGCUAUAAUGCCAACAUGGGGGGCAUUGACAAGAGUGACAUGCUGGUCCACCUCUACCGCACCCCCAUGAAAUCCAAGAGGUGGUACAUGCGGAUGUUUGCGUAUGCAAUAGAUGUCAGCCUCACGAAUGCCUGGAUCAUGUACAGGCGGGACAUCAAGGCUCUUGCUGUGGAUGAUGGCCUGUCAUUGAAGAACUUUCAGAUCCAGGUGUUUAGGAGUUGCAGCAGCCAGAGGCCAGUUAUGUCUCGCCCCCGAAGGAGCUCAUCAUUUCCAUGUGCACCCAGCACCUCUGUUGAUAUCCCCAUGCCUAUCCGGGGACACCGCAGCCACACCCCAGUUUGA